GACCAAAUUCUCCAUUGAUUGGUCAACACGCAGUCGACUUUUCCGUAUAAAAACGAGACGACUCAAGUGUAAAAACAAUCACACAUUCAUUAAUUCUCUUUGCAGUUGCAACACACUUCAAAUCUUGACUCAAAAUGAAAUUGUUGGCUGUUCUAGUUGCCUUGGUAGCAGUCUUUGCUUGCGUCAUGGCUCAGGGUUACAAUAACAACGGAAAUUAUGGAUCUUCAUCCUACUCCGCGCCUUCUAAAUCUUCUGAGGUACUCUGGCCUGAACCUCCAACACCUUAUGAAGCUCCAGCUCCAGUUCCCAGCCCGUACGAAGCUCCUGCUCCUAGCCCAUACGGAGCUUCUUCCCAUGGCAGGUAUUAGAUUAGUGGUAAAACCAUGGCCACGCAUUAGCCGGUGCCAUCAAACAUGGAAAUGAAAUCACAUGGACUGAAAAUAAUGGCCACCUUCUGUAUCGACCCCAAUUUUCUUUGUUGGUUUAACUCGCUGUACAUUCCUUGAUUGAAAAUUUCGAAUAAACGAAGACGAACAAAAGAAACACAUUGUCUACAC
This is a messenger RNA of Daphnia magna, 557 nucleotides long. Its product is annotated as vesicle-associated membrane protein 7B. Lineage: Eukaryota; Metazoa; Arthropoda; Branchiopoda; Diplostraca; Daphniidae. Bases 135 to 368 code for a protein of 77 amino acids. The record is from RefSeq and is a predicted model, not a curated record. The transcript has 2 exons.